UUAUGUAUCCGUUAAACGAUUUAGAUUUAGGCACUCAAAUGAAUAUGUGCGUUCGAUAAAAUGAUGAAGAGAGCGGUUCGCUCAUCGAGUAUGAAAUAAAAGUAAGUCAGUCGAAGUCCAUCAGUGAGUCGAGACAGUCAAGCUAAUUCCAAGUGGUUUUAAUAUAACGUGAAAGAAGUGUUUGAAGUAAGGAAGUUUCCUCCGCAGAAGUGUAGUGUCCGCCUUGUAGGUUGAAGUCCACUUUGAGCAGUAUAUGCAGAUUUAUCAACUGGCGACGAGGUAAACGAGCUCAGACAGGAAUUAAUUUCUAGAGUGAGUAAACCCUCUUUUUUCAUCGGUACGCCAUUGGUCUACGGCGACAUCAAUACUCAAUAGAAUAUUCAAUUACCUUCAGUAGCAAGUGAGGUCAGCGUGUGUGAUAAUUAGGAUCGUGAGUUCCGAAGAUACCAAACGAGUGGUUAGCCAGCCUCGGUUCGAGAAUCUCUGUGAUAACUAGGAAGAACGUAAAGAGUGCGUUACGUGGAAGAGGACAUCGGGAUCGAGCAAGAUCUCCAGAGAGUGAGUUCAUCGAGUCAAGCGCAGACAGACGAUCGGCAGCCCGUGGCAGUAGCGUACUGGGAUCAAGCAUUGCAUGAGCUGAUCAGGCUAGUUGCUGGAAGCGGAGAGUGAGCAGGUGGUUGAGAGUGCAUGACGACAGCGAGAGAGCGAGAAGUUCAACGUUGCAUGAGCAGUGAGCAGUGAGGAUUUUCAACUCGCGCAGCAGCAUACCUAGUGAGAUAGUACGGUGAGCGAAGGAUUGUAGCUGAAUUCCUGUAAGUAAGAAAGACCUUUUCUUUUCCGUUAUAGGAAUAAAAUAUUAAAAUGUCGAAUUCUGGGCUCAUUGGUUCCAUCGAUCACUACCAACCUGGCCGAUCCUUUACCAACUACGUUGAGCGAUUUGAGAUUCUCUGUCGUAUUAACAAGGUGAAAGAUGAAGAAAAAUCAUCCUGGUUCAUGUCCUUAGGUGGUGACGAGUUAUUCGAUGAAAUCAAGUUACUCUUUCCUAAGCAAGACGUGAGCACCCUAUCUUAUGAGGAUAUUGUUAAAAAACUUAAAGCUCGCUUUGACAAAACGGAACCUGCAUUAAUGUACCGUUAUAAAUUUGCAAAUAGGUUCCAGGGACUAAAUGAGUCUACAGAAAAUUUUGUGUUGGCAAUCAAUUUAUUGGCAGAAAAUUGCAAUUUUAAAGAGUUCAAAAAUGAGGCGAUAAGAGACAGAUUGAUUUUUGGGUUGAAGGAUAAGGACUUACAAAAAAAAUUGCUUUCGGAGGAUGAUAUCGAACUGAAGGAGGUUGAAAAGUUAAUAAUAAGUAGUGAACUAGCAGGCCAGCGUUUCAAAGAAGUUGAAAGUACUAACCCUGGUGCAGGUGUUAUGUCUGUUAAAUAUCGGUUAGGCAGAAAGAAAGACGAUGAUUACAACCAACAGCAAGCUGGAUAUUCAGGCCGAUAUCGUUCAAGAAGCAGGAGUUUUGAUCGCGGACAGGGUAGGAAUAAUGGAUUUACCAGGCAGAAUAGCAGUCGGGAGCGUGAUAAUAGCCGCGACAGAUAUGAUCGCAAUACGCACAGUAACGCAGUUUGUAACUAUUGCAAGCGUAGGGGACAUAUAAGGCGGAAUUGUUACAUAUUGCAAAAUAGAAGCGCUGUAAAGUUUGUUGAUGAGGUACAGGUUGUAGAAUCACAGCAAGUCAGCAAAUUCGAUCGUUUGAAGCUACGUGAUUCUAGUGCGGAGUCAGAUAUCAGUUGCAUGCAAAUUUCGUGCGUGAAUAGCAUUACUGAACCAUGUUUAGUGGAGGUAGUAAUUGAAAACAUUAAACUCACUAUGGAAAUCGACACUGGCUCAGCUGUAGCAGUGUUGAGUGAGAACCUCUACAGAAAAUAUUUUAAACACAUUCCUAUUUUGACUUGUACAAAGAAGUUAGUUGUGGUAGAUGGUGCUAAGCUUUCAGUAGUGGGACAGAUUUCUGUAAGAGUGUGCAUUAACGACCUUGAAAUCAAAAGCACAAUGAUAGUGUUGAAAAGUGAGAGGGAUUUUAUUCCGCUGCUUGGAAGGGACUGGAUGGAGGCUGUUGCAAGUGUCCCGACUAGGUAG
Molecule: messenger RNA, 2127 nt
Organism: Aedes albopictus (Asian tiger mosquito)
Lineage: Eukaryota; Metazoa; Arthropoda; Insecta; Diptera; Culicidae
Exons: 2
Coding region: 862-2127 (421 amino acids)
Molecular function (GO): zinc ion binding; nucleic acid binding
Source: RefSeq, a predicted model, not a curated record